Messenger RNA from Dreissena polymorpha, 1654 nucleotides. RefSeq lists its product as uncharacterized. Lineage: Eukaryota; Metazoa; Mollusca; Bivalvia; Myida; Dreissenidae. Bases 190 to 1170 code for a protein of 326 amino acids. The transcript has 3 exons. The record is from RefSeq and is a predicted model, not a curated record.
UUCAGUUGGAAGAACAGUGCUUAUUAUGAUGAUAUUAUGAUUUAUGAAGUCUUUAUAUAUGAAUUUGAUUUACCUUGUUGAAUAAAUAACGAAAUUUUAAAUCAACAAAGGAUCUCGAUUAAAAACAACAACAAAUUCAUGAAUAUUAAGGUAUAAAGAAUCAUUUUAACGAUUGGAUAACACCAGAACAUGUUUGCUGAUGAUUACUGGAGAUCAAAUUUGAAUAUGAGAAAUAUCUCUGCUUUUUUAUUCGUUUUCGCAUGUGCGAUAGACACAUCGGGUGCUGACGGACAAUCAUGGAAUGACUUUGAAACACUAAGACGUCCGAACUGUUCCGAAUGUAGGAAACGUCUUCAAGUAAGCAUUAUAGAGUUGACAAAACUCACAGAAAUAAAGAACAGAAUUUUGAACGCUAUUGGUCGAAAUAGGUUAGGUACCGUAGGAAAUCUCACCGGCCCGAUACCACCAUUCCGUUUCGAUCUUGCUUCCGUCCAUAAUGAAGAAGAUCCGCUGCCAAAUAAUAUGAUGAGAAGUAGGCUGCAACAUAACGUCACCAAUCAUAUGCAAAACUAUAAAAACGUGGAAAUCUACAGUUAUUCCAAACCGGUUGGUCCAGAAUCUGACAACACUCUGCGCUUCUCUCUGGGCAAGAACGAGAUCCCCGCAGAGGCUGACGCUGUGGAAGCGGCGCUCUUGGUUUACGCAGACAGGCGGCGGAGAAUACGGCCCGAAGGGAGGGGCAAACGUAUCUACAUCAGCGUCUCCUACUUAGACGACGGAAAUGGUCACUGGCUCCCGGUGAGCAGCAUGAAAACGCUCAUUAAAAGACGACAGUGGAAGCGGAUUCUGUUGCCCAUAGCGGUAGGGCAGCGGCUGUUGGAGUCUGCACAAAAAUCGGUAGAUAUUAAAGUGGACUGUGAGGGAUGUGGUCGGUUAGUGCAAUUAACGCUAGACAAAGACCGUCAGCGAAUGUGGAAAAAUAAUACUAGUAAACAGAAAAAACGGGCAAAAACAAGUUCGCGGAAAGACGACAAAAGGCCUAAAGUCAAAAUUCAGAAGGUGGACAAGCAAAAUGAUAUAAAAAUGAAUAAAAAAGACAGUGAUCGUAAGGCCAAUAAACACAAACGAAAUCCAAUUCUAGUAUUAAGCCUGAAAGCACCCCUUAGUUAAAUGUUAACGCAUAAUUAUCAUAAGAACAUACUUUUCUGUAAUGCAUUGUAAAUACAUGCCUAUUUUUAUAACUUCUAUCGAUUUUAAUAUGCUAUUUACUUGUCAUGUAAAUUGUUUUUCAGUAUUGUUAUUCUAUCGCCUAUGCGUUUCAUAUAUUUAAAAAGUGACUGUACUGUACGUUAUUUUCGUAUAGUGAAUAUGUUACUAUGAAUACAAAUAAUCUUCAUUAAGUGUAUCCAGUAUUAAAUCAAAUCAAGUUAGAGUGCUGAGAUAAAUACAGCAUCAUUUGCCGUUGUAUAUCAAGGCUGAUUUCUAACAUGGCGUUUUAUCGUUCCGGCGCCUACUUGUUCGUCGUAUUGUCGUCCUUAUUUUAUUCAGGGACCUUAUACAUGUGGUACACUAAUUUUCCCGUUGUAAUUUUUAUUACUUUUUUAAUUUAGGUAAUUAAUUUUUUCAUUAUGAUCCUAAACUUAUACAUUAUUGU